UGAGAAGGAAUCUUCCUUAUCUCAUUACACACCAUUCGGCCAGCACAAGGGAGAGGAGAGCUCAGAGAAAAAAGUCUCCAACAAGGUCCAAGCUUGAAGGAAACAAUAGGAAAGGAAACCCAACACAAAAGACUAGGUUCUUGAGGAGUUGAAACCGCGAAAACUGCCACUCAAAAGGAGCUGUUCGUAGCUGCAGGCCACGAAAGCCGCCCACCUUUUGCAAAAGUCGACCGGCUUUUGUCUGCUGUCCAGAUUUUUCACUUCUAAUUGGUUUAGAACGAGGAUUGAUUAAAGGGCUUAACAAAGGCAACUAUUGCAGCACUUCAUAAGGUGAUGAUGACUUACUAUAAUGCUUAUAAUUAGUGAGUUAAUUUCAUGAGAUUACCUAAGGUAAUUAAUUGUGUUUUUAUGGAUUAUUAAUGAUUAAUAAUGCCUAAGAAUGAGAAGACUAUUGUCUAUAAGGAGAAGGAGCAUAAUAUACAAAUUUAAAAAUAAAUUUGUGUAUGAUUAUGUGUCAUGAUCAUGUGGACUUGAUAAUGGAAUUAACUAUAAACCUUAUGUUGAAAUAUACUUUUUACUUCAUAUAAGAAUAUAUGAGUGACUAAAAGUUAUACUUUGUAUAUUGAUAUGAACUAUAUUUUCAAUGGAAAAUUAGUUUGGAAUUAGUCUAUAUGACUAUGAAUUGAAAGUUGGUUUUGUUGGAAUUUAUCCGACUAGUAUUAAGAUACUAUUCGGGGUAUUGGAAUGAGAUUAUGCUAGAAUUGGUCCUAAGGUUCGAUUGUGAAAUAUUAAACCUUAAGUAGUCUUAAGAGAUGCUAAGGUGGACAUGUAUGAACUUUAAGUUCUACUAAGGGUAGGCCUUAAGGGAUACCCAAGAUAAAGUGAAUAAUAAAUAGAUCCUAGAUAUAGGAUUGGCCUACGGGUGUAUUCGGUAGUCCUUGAGGAUAGCCGGUUGAAUUAUAAUAAAUUGAUCCUAGAUAUAGGAUUGGCCUACGGGUGUAUUUGGUAGUCCUUGAGGAUAGCCGGUUUAAUUAUGGUAAUAAGUAAGGACCAUGCCCCUUCUCGACUCUAGAGAGCGGGGUUGGAUAGCAUGGACUUGCAUCGUGAUCACGGGUUAGGGUGGAAUCCGAAUCGGAGACCUCACGAGGCUCUGACAGCGGUAACACAUAAGAUAAGACUCAGAAUGGGCCUUACCUUCCUACGGGAUGAUGAGUAUGAGUCCAGGGGUGGGAUGUUGGACUCCGGCUGAUGGAUAGUCUACCCGGGGGGUAUCUUAUCCGAGGGUUAUUACGGGAAUAACUUAGAGAGAAGUCAGAGAUAAUAGGAGGAGAGAGAGUCGAUUUUAUUAAAUGAACUCGAGAUGUGGAGUUGAGAUGCAGAUGAUGUUUUACAAGGAGAAAUGGGCUGCUAUUUAUAGCAGCAAUAAAUGCGAUGAGGGGACACGUGUCAGUAAUCCAACGGCCGAAGGGUCACAUCAGCCGGUUGGCACCGGCAGUGGUACGUUCACCGCAUUGAAUGCGGUUGGCGGAUGCGACGUGGCAUUAAAUGCGGUUGUUGGCUGUCUCCAAAAGGAAUCUUCGAUGAUUGAGCUAGUCCAGCCGAAGGCUCCUCGUGUAGCCGAGGGCUCCUUGUAUGGCCGAAGGCUCCUCGUGUAGCCGAAGGCUUGGUUCAGCCGAGGGCUUCCCCUGGUGCCGAGGGCUCAAUAGUGUCGAAGGCUAAUGUUCUCGCCCGUUUUCUCCCAGUAGCUUCUUACGCCAGAGAAGGCUAUUCUGAGAGUUUUGGAGCCUUCGGCCAAGGAGGCCGAAGGUACCCCAGUGUGUAUUCUGGGCUACUUUGAAGCUUGGGCCGUGGUAUUUGGGCCUGAGUUGUUUCCUGAGCUCAAUGGACUUGUGUAGGAGAAGUAGGAGUCUAUGGGCCGGGGGUUCCUGGGCCAUAUACUCCAUCACCGGCCUGAGGGCCCGAUGAGGCCUCGGAUAGCGGUGACAAGUCUCGUAAGGAUGAUAAGACCUAUGGGCGGUGUCUUGCAAAUGAUGAACGAAAUGGAAUAUAAGAAGGGGCCUCUGUGCCGACAAAUUAAUUAAUUAACUUAUUAUGAAGAUAAUAAGGGUUAAAGAAGAACUAUCAUUAUAUUAUGAUAUCACUCUAUUUGAGGGUCUUAGAAAUUGAAACAUUGAUUAUACUUAGUAUAGUUGUCAUUGUACUUUUCAAAUGCUUCAAAGUACUAACCUCCCCAUCACAGGGGAGGCCAGCUCACAGUUUCAGGUAGAACUUGAAGGUUGCUACCAUCGCUUGUUGCUUCGGGAAGAUUCAAGGAGAGAAGACGUGGUUCGUGCUUCCUCCGUUUCCGUUUUAUAAACAAUUACAUUCAAUGCUAAUAGAUAUUAUUUUCUGAAUGAUUAUUUGGGGGCUUGUAUGCCCAUGUUUGCAAGUGUGGCUUGAACACUUGUUAUAUUACUUCCGCUGCUUUAAAUAAAUAUUUUACAUUAUGUUUGUUUAUGGAUGUACUAUGUGUGAAUGGUAUUCAAGAUGAUGAGCACCACGAAGAGGGGUUGAUCCGACAGAGCAAACGGGCGCGAAAAGCCAAUUCCCGGUUAGCUGACUACGUGACUUAAUGCUACGCAAGGGAGGGAACCUUAGCAGUUUUAUUAUAGCUAUUAUUCUGAUUAUUAAUAAUUAUUAUAAGUACUAUUAUUAUUCAUUUAUAGCAGUAGCAGUAGUAUUCCAUUCUAAUAUGAAGCAGGCAGUAGCAGUCUAGGAGAGAUUGGGAUUUCUGUUAGAAUCCUAAUUGAAGUUUCUUUCUUUUG
Messenger RNA from Cuscuta epithymum, 2804 nucleotides. NCBI's taxonomy places the organism in Eukaryota, Viridiplantae, Streptophyta, Magnoliopsida, Solanales, Convolvulaceae. The record is from the annotation of a GenBank genome assembly.